GGAAUUUUUCUCAUUUUUGUGACUCAUUUAAACCUAAAAAAUACUAGCUUCAAAUGUGAGAUAGAUUAUAGUAAAACUUGAGCAUCUUGUUACAAAAUACGUUGGGCGUCACAAUUUUGAGAACCUGUAGCAUGAAGGGUUUAGUUAAGAUGUAUUAAAUCAUGGUUAAUAAUGUGAAGGCGCAGAUUCAUACAGCGGCGGGUUGUUGACAUUGUUUAAAUUUGAUAAACCCGGCCAUCUGCAACUUAAUAAACCCCGGGCAACUUUUUACCGCAUCUUUUUCUUCAUGUUUUCGUUAACAUAAAAAGAGCCUUCAUAUUCCAUCUGCUUUUAAAGUAUUUUGGUGGUUGCCAUAUAUAAGCCUCACCAUGGACUCGGGUUUUUCCAGUGCUCUCAGUUCAGCAAGCACUGCCCCCCCCGCGGAGCCCCAGGGCGCAGGCCUGUGGGAAGCACAAGGUGUGAGGACAGCGCAGGGCCGUGCCGGACUGCGGAAGGUGGCGCGGGUGUCAGGCCAGGGGACUGGGGCGAGCGGGGGCCGUCGGAAAGUUUGGGGUGUGCACAUGACGCAAGGCAGGGACCACAGCAGCGUGACGUUCGCGCUUUUUUUCGUCUUAGUGGCAGAGCCCUCUGUUUCGGGAAGCCCAACAUUGUCAUUCUGAGGUGAGCAGAGUUUGGGACCUGGUUCCGCUCUGCAGCUCAUCGUGCACAUUACUCAAUUUGAGUAGUUCCGACACCACUCAGUGUGUCUGAAACCAGAAUGCACUUUUUCCACCAUCUCCCUGUCCUUGCCCGUCCUGUUUCCAGUGCCUCAGGCUGGCAGCCUCGGUGGCCCUGGCUCUGCUCUCUCCUCGGGACCGAGCUGCCAUGGGCAAGCAAGUCUUCCUCGAGGCCCUUCCUCUCGCCUUAUCUGUUCUUACCUCUCCCUGGACAGAGCGUGGAGACCACCACUCACUGCCUGGGGGUCCUCAGAGGCUGACGCGGGGCCUCAGCCUGUUGGAUGGAGGUUUUAGGUGUUGGGAGUGGGGGUUGGUGCAGUUCACAACAGGAAGACGGGCCUGUAGCAUGGGGAGCGUCUGUUGCGGUUCUUGGGGAGCGUGGCCGGGAAGGGCAGGUGGCACGUGGGGUGGGUGCCACAUAUAGUUGUUAAUAUUCUGUUUUCUCAUAGUGUUCUCACAGAAACACUCAUUGAUGCCACAGGUUGUUCUUUUUUAAAGAUUUCAGUUUCUUUCUCAUUAGCAAGGUAGACCAUCUGCUGGUGUAUUCUGCUUUCUCGUAGAGAGGGGUGCGGGCCUGAAGAAAGAGUUAAUGCACCUAACACAGUCAGGCGUGGAAACCAUGUCCUACAUCCUGGGGUCCAUCCAUGGUUUCCAGGAGUGUGUGGCCACAUAAAAAGCCAUGUGGUAGAGAGUUUCAGGGAGCUGGGGGGAAGUUUUCUCAUAAUAGGUAAUCUUAAUUCAGAAAUACAAAGAAAUCUAGACGUAAAUGUUCUUCUGUUUCUUUCAGUUUCCUUGACACAUAGCCUAAAGUAUAAAAAUGUAAGAUUUUAGAUGCUGAUUAUAUAGCAAGAAUUAAACAAAAUCUUGGUGUCGUUGGUUUUUAGUUAUGUAACAUUUUUACUGUUUCAUAGAAAAUGUCAUUUUGGAUACAGAAGAUUUCGGAGACUAAUAUAAAUACAUUUACGAACCCACCACCUAGGUUUUCCUCUUUCCUAAAAGAAAAGCAAGCCCUCGGCAGGUAGAUGAGGCGCCCGUUGUGCUCUCCCUAUUUUGUCUUCCAGCUUUGUUCCCAAAUCUACCUUCUCAUGCUGCCUGCCUUCCCAGAGUUGGUUAUUAUUUUGAAGACAUCAUGCAUCUUCCCAAGCGUGUUUUUCUACUUUUACUUUAACAUAUAGAAUUGUUUUACGUGUGUUAAAAAUUCCAUCACGGGUCCUCUGCUGGUGCUGGUCACUGCCUAAGUGCCGUUCAGUCCUCCUCCUCCUCCAGGGGCGGGGGUGCGAGUGUUGUCUUGGCGGGCUGUUUCAGGGCUCGGCGCAGACCGCUCAGCGCCACGCUGCACGGUGCUGCCCCCUCCGUGGGCCCACGGGCCCCUCCGGAAAACACACAUACGUGAUGGAGCCUCGUCCUGUGCAGGCAGCAGUCUGGUCCCGCAGAACCUGCCUGGGAGUGCGCGCCCAGGAGCAGGAGAGAAGAACAAAAGUCGCCCUCACUCUAGGGGAGAAUAUAAUGUUUACAGUACCUUUCAAAGUCAUGAACCAGAGUUUGACUAUUUGAAAAGUCUAGAAAUUGAGGAAAAAAUUAAUAAAAUUAGGUGGUUACCACAACAGAAUGCUGCGCAUUUUCUACUCUCUACAAAUGAUAAAACUAUUAAAUUAUGGAAAAUAAGCGAACGGGACAAAAGAGCAGAAGGUUAUAACUUGAAAGAUGAAGAUGGACGGCUUCGAGACCCAUUUCGAAUUACAGCACUGCGGGUUCCAAAAUUGAAGCCCAUGGAUCUUAUGGUAGAAGCAAGUCCACGACGAAUUUUUGCAAAUGCUCACACAUAUCAUAUAAAUUCCAUUUCAGUAAAUAGUGAUCAUGAAACAUAUCUUUCUGCAGAUGACCUGAGAAUUAAUCUAUGGCAUUUAGAAAUCACAGAUAGAAGUUUUAACAUCGUGGACAUCAAGCCUGUGAACAUGGAGGAGCUGACGGAGGUGAUCACCGCGGCCGAGUUCCACCCGCACCAGUGCAACGUGUUUGUGUACAGCAGCAGCAAAGGGACCGUCCGACUGUGUGACAUGCGCUCUUCAGCCCUGUGUGACAGACACUCCAAGUUUUUUGAAGAGCCUGAAGAUCCCAGCAGUAGGUCCUUCUUCUCAGAAAUAAUCUCCUCCAUCUCCGACGUAAAAUUCAGUCACAGCGGUCGGUACAUGAUGACCCGAGACUACCUGUCAGUGAAGGUGUGGGACCUCAACAUGGAGAGCCGGCCCGUGGAGACCCACCAGGUCCACGAGUACCUGCGAAGCAAGCUUUGUUCUCUGUAUGAAAACGACUGCAUCUUCGACAAGUUUGAGUGCUGCUGGAGCGGUUCGGACAGUGCGAUCAUGACGGGGUCCUACAACAACUUCUUCAGGAUGUUUGAUCGGAAUACACGGAGGGAUGUCACGCUGGAAGCUUCCCGGGAGAACAGCAAGCCUCGAGCCAGCUUAAAGCCUCGGAAAGUGUGUACAGGCGGUAAGAGAAAGAAGGACGAGAUUAGUGUGGACAGUCUGGACUUCAAUAAGAAGAUCCUGCACACGGCCUGGCACCCGGCAGAGAACAUUAUCGCCGUGGCCGCCACCAACAACCUGUACAUCUUCCAGGACAAAGUCAACUAAGGAAGCCAGCGCGGGGACUGGGCCCGGCUGUCUUCUCUGAGGAGGGGCGCGGCCUCCUCCCGGUGAGGAGCAGCAAGGUGCUGCCCGCUCCCCUUCACAGACUGGAGGGGCCGGUCUUCCACCCGCAGCGAGGCGGGCCAGGUCGCUGCUCCGCGGAAGACCCACUCACCCACUCAGCGCCGCAUUGGUGGACAGUGCUCAGUAACGGCCAUUACUCAGAAUAAAUGUAUUUAUUUCAGUCUGAGCCUUGCUUUCCAGUUUGUAGACCAAAAAGGUAACACCCAAGAGAAAAGUUGUCUGAUGGAAUGUCUGUCCCUCUGCAGCCCUCCCCCCCCCCCCCCCCCCCCCCAACCUCCCGCCUCUGCUGGCGGGCGCCCCCCCCCCCCCCCCCGCCUUCCUCCGAGCCCAGCUGGCCUCCAUUGCGGGCAUGGGUUCGCCAAGCAGGCUCAGGCAGCUUUACUCCCCCCCCACACCUGUAUCUACCAUCACGCCUUCUGGUGUGACCACCGAAUAAAAGCCACACAUUCUAAAACGUGUUUUUAAAUCCAA
Molecule: messenger RNA, 3901 nt
Organism: Callorhinus ursinus (northern fur seal)
Lineage: Eukaryota; Metazoa; Chordata; Mammalia; Carnivora; Otariidae
Source: RefSeq, a predicted model, not a curated record